Adineta ricciae is the source of this 573-nucleotide messenger RNA. The record is from the annotation of a GenBank genome assembly. Lineage: Eukaryota; Metazoa; Rotifera; Eurotatoria; Adinetida; Adinetidae.
AUGGCUGACCGUCGUUCUACAGUUCAAACUGAACCACGGGGUGUGAAUACUAUCAAAACAAUUCCACCAACAAAUAAUCCGGACACUCAUACGUCAGCGAUAGCAGCAACAGCUGCAGCGACUGCUCUACCUGAACAUCGUCAAUCGGUCUUUCGACGGUUAUCAAUGUCGAUGGGAAGUCGCAAAUCAUCGAUGCUUCCUGCAUCCAAUCAUCCUCGCCCGAACACGUAUCGACUGGAGCCAGAUAAUGAAUAUCGCUUUCGUCCGUAUCGAAUUCAACCAAAGGUUUUGGAAAUUCUAAGCGAUCGUAUGAAGGAUAAAACAUAUUCGAAAGAGACUGGAAGCGACUUAGUCAAAGAAAUCACAAGAAGUGUACAUCAACUAAUGAAGAAUUUUCAAAUUCCACGUUACAAAAUCGUUGUUCAAACGGUGAUUACACAAAAAUUCGAGCAACUCUUACGUGUUGCAUCAAGAUCUUUAUGGAAUCCGAAAACUGAUAACAUGAUUUCGGUCAAUUAUGAAACAAAAGAUAUGGUAGCUGUUGUAACUGUCUACGGUGUUUAUUUUGAGUGA